Molecule: messenger RNA, 7400 nt
Organism: Ostrinia nubilalis (European corn borer)
Lineage: Eukaryota; Metazoa; Arthropoda; Insecta; Lepidoptera; Crambidae
Gene: alpha-Spec
Product: spectrin alpha chain
Exons: 45
Coding region: 123-7397 (2424 amino acids)
Biological process (GO): actin cytoskeleton organization
Cellular component (GO): cortical actin cytoskeleton; cell junction; plasma membrane
Molecular function (GO): calcium ion binding; actin filament binding
Source: RefSeq, a predicted model, not a curated record
GACGGCGAAGUGACGCGGCUGCAUGUCGAACGAACGAUUUUCCAUGAAAUUAAGUAUUUUUAGUGAAAUUUUGUGCUAAGUUUGGUGUGUAUAACGUACAAAGUUGAUUCGACGCAUCCGUCAUGGAGCAGAUUCCCCCACCCAAGGAGGUGAAGAUCCUCGAGACAGCCGAGGAUAUUCAGGAGCGCCGUGAACAGGUGCUGAACCGAUAUGAGGACUUCAAGCAAGAGGCGCGCGCCAAGCGCGAGAAGCUGGAAGACUCCAGACGCUUCCAGUACUUCAAGCGCGACGCCGACGAGCUGGAAUCCUGGAUCCAGGAGAAGCUGCAGGCCGCCAGCGAUGAGAGCUACAAAGACCCCACCAACCUGCAGGCCAAGAUCCAGAAGCACCAGGCCUUCGAGGCUGAGGUCGCGGCGCACUCCAACGCGAUCGUGGUGCUGGACAACACCGGCAGCGAGAUGAUCGCCGCCGGGCACUUCGCCGCUGACACCAUCCGGCGGCGGCUGGACGAGCUGCACCGGCUGUGGGAGCUGCUGCUGUCGCGGCUGGCCGAGAAGGGCAUGAAGCUGCAGCAGGCGCUGGUGCUGGUGCAGUUCCUGCGCCACUGCGACGAGGUCAUGUUCUGGAUCCACGACAAGGAGACAUUCGUGUGCGCGGACGAGUUUGGCUCAGAUCUAGAGCACGUGGAGGUCCUGCAGCGCAAGUUCGACGAGUUUCAGAAGGACAUGGCUGCGCAGGAGUAUCGCGUCACCGAGGUCAACCAGCUGGCUGAACGAUUAGUACUGGAAGGACACCCGGAACGAGAGACCAUCGUCAAGAGGAAGGACGAACUGAACGACGCGUGGCAGCGCCUGCGUCAGAUGGCGCUGAUGCGUCAAGAGCGCUUGUUCGGCGCGCACGAGAUCCAGCGCUUCAACCGCGACGCCGACGAGACAAUCGCCUGGAUCUCGGAGAAGGACGUCGUGCUCGGCUCCGACGACUACGGGCGCGACCUCGCCACCGUGCAGACGCUGCAGCGCAAGCAUGAAGGCGUGGAGCGUGACUUGGCGGCCCUGGAGGACAAGGUGUCAACCCUGGACGGCGAAGCGGCACGCCUGGCCGCCAUCCACGCCGACCACGCGCCGGCCAUACACGCCAAGCGCGACGAGAUCACGCUCGCUUGGCAGAAACUGGUGCAGAAGGCCAAGGAACGCCGUUCUGAACUGGAGUCGUCGUACGCUCUCCACCGCUUCCUGGCCGACUACCGCGACCUGGCGUCGUGGAUGAGCGACAUCCGCGCGCUCAUCGCCGCCGACGAUCUGGCCAAGGACGUGCCCGGCGCUGAAGCGCUGCUGGAGCGCCACCAGGAGCACAAGGGCGAGAUGGACGCGCGCGAAGACGUCAUCCGCGCAUGCGUGGCGGCCGGUCGAGCGCUUGUCGAGGGCGGGCACCGCGGCGCCGACGAGGUGGACGCGGCGCUUGCAGCGCUGGAGCGCGACUCGCACGCGCUGCACGCGCUGUGGGACCAGCGCCGCGUGCUGUACCUGCAGUGCAUGGACCUGCAGCUGUUCUACCGCGACACCGAGCAGGCCGACGCCUGGAUGCACAAGCAGGAGGCUUUCCUAGCAAACGAAGACGUGGGUGACUCGCUAGACUCGGUGGAGGCUUUGCUUAAGAAGCACGAAGAUUUCGAGAAGUCCCUGGCGGCUCAGGAAGAGAAGAUCAAGGCGCUGGACGAGUUCGCGUCCAAGCUCAUCGAAGGGCAACACUAUGCCGCCGACGACGUCGCCCAGAGACGCGAGAUGUUAUUGGAACGUCGCGCCGCUCUUCUAGAGAAGUCGAAUCAGCGCCGCGCUCUGCUUGAAGACGCGUACAAGUACCAGCAGUUUGAGCGCGACUGCGAUGAGACUAAGGGAUGGAUCAACGAGAAGCUGAAGUUCGCAACAGACGACUCGUACCUGGACCCGACCAACCUGAACGGCAAGGUUCAGAAGCACGGCAACUUCGAGCAGGAGCUGCAGGCCAACCGUCCGCGCGUCGCUGAUAUAACCGCCAGCGGCCAGCGUCUAUUGGAGCAGGACCACUUCGCCAAGCCGCAAAUCGAGUCGCGCGUGGAAGAGCUGGCGGGACUAUGGGAGCGGCUGGUGCUGGCGUCGGAGCUGAAGGGCAGCAAGCUGCAGGAGGCGGCGCAGCAGCAGCAGUACAACCGCGCCGUCGAGGACCUCGAGCUGUGGCUGUCCGAGGUCGAGGGCCAGCUGCUCAGCGAGGACUACGGCAAGGACCUGACCAGCGUGCAGAACUUGCAGAAGAAGCACGCUCUGUUGGAAGCGGACGUGAGCUCGCACGCCGAGCGCAUCGACGCCAUCCGCACGCAGGCCGAGCAGUUCAUCGAGAAGGGACACUUCGACGCCGACAAUAUCAAGGCUAAGCGGGAUGGUCUGGUCGGGCGCUACACGGCCCUGGACAAGCCGAUGGCGAUCCGCAAGCGACGCCUCCUGGACUCGCUGCAGGCGCAGCAGCUGUUCCGCGACCUGGACGACGAGGCCGCCUGGAUCCGCGAGAAGGAGCCCAUCAUAGCCUCCACCAACAGAGGCCGCGACUUGAUCGGCGUUCAGAACUUAAUGAAGAAACACCAAGCGGUUAUGGGCGAGAUGGCGCAGCACGAGGCGCGCGUGGAAGCGGUGCGAGCGGCCGGCGCCGCGUUACGUGACGCAGGGCACUUUGCCGCUGAUGAGAUCGCCGCGCGGCUCCACCAGCUGCAUAAUCAAUGGCAGCAGCUGCAAGAGAAGGCGCUGCAGCGCAAGCAAGACCUGGAGGACUCGCUGCAGGCGCAGCAGUACUUCGCGGAUGCCAACGAGGCGGAGUCCUGGAUGCGGGAGAAGGAACCCAUGGCCAAUACCCAGGACUAUGGCAAGGACGAGGACUCCUCCGAAGCCCUGCUGAAGAAGCACGAAGCGCUGCUGUCCGACCUGGAGGCCUUCGGGAACACCAUCAAGUCGCUGCGGGACCAGGCCGACUCCUGCAGGCAACAAGAGUCGCCGGUGGUGGACGUUUCGGGCAAGGAGUGCGUGGUGGCGCUGUACGACUACGCCGAGAAGUCUCCGCGCGAGGUCUCCAUGAAGCGCGGCGACGUGCUCACGCUGCUCAACUCCAACAACAAGGACUGGUGGAAGGUGGAGGUCAACGACCGCCAGGGCUUCGUGCCCGCGGCCUACGUCAAGAAGAUCGACGCCGGCCUGUCCUCGUCGCAGCAGAACCUGGCCGACUCCAGCUCGAUCGCUGCGAGACAGAACCAGAUUGAGUCUCAAUACGACAACCUGCUGGGUCUGGCCCGCGAGCGGCAGAACAAGCUCAACGAAACCGUCAAGGCUUACGUGCUAGUGCGCGAGGCCGCCGAGCUUCACACGUGGAUCAAGGACAAGGAGAUGCACGCGCAAGUACAAGACGUGGGUGAGGACCUGGAGCAAGUAGAGGUGAUGCAGAAGAAGUUCGACGACUUCCAGAACGACCUGCGCGCCAACGAGGUGCGCCUCGCCGAGAUGAACGAGAUCGCAGUGCAGCUCAUGACCGUCGGACAGACCGAGGCCGCGCUCAAGAUCAAGACGCAGAUGCAGGAAUUGAACUCGAAAUGGACAUCGCUGCAACAACUCACAUCGGAGCGCGCCGCUCAACUGGGCUCGGCGCACGAAGUUCAGCGCUUCCACCGUGACGUGGACGAGACCAAGGACUGGAUCGCCGAGAAGGAGGCUGCGCUCGCCACGCACGACCUCGGCAAGGACCUGCGCUCCGUGCAGACGCUGCAGCGCAAACACGAAGGCCUUGAACGUGACUUAGCGGCCCUCGGCGACAAGAUUCGUCAGUUAGAUGAUACAGCCAACCGGCUGAUGUCGACGCACGGUGACUCAGCUGACGCUACGUACAGCAAGCAGCGCGAGAUCAAUGAGGCCUGGCAACAGUUGCAGGCGCGUGCUAAUGCCCGCAAGGAGAAGCUGCUCGACUCCUACGACCUGCAGAGAUUCUUGUCGGACUACCGCGACCUGAUGGCGUGGAUCAACUCCAUGAUGUCGCUGGUGAGCUCAGACGAGCUCGCCAAUGACGUCACCGGCGCCGAGGCCUUGCUGGAGAGACACCAGGAGCACCGCACGGAAAUGGACGCGCGCGCCGGCACCUUCCAAGCGCUUGAGCUGUUCGGUCAGCAACUGCUGCAGGGCGGCCAUUACGCCUCCGUCGACAUCCAGGAGAAGCUUAACACCAUGGGCGACGCGCGCCAGGAGCUCGAGAAGGCGUGGGUAGCGCGCCGCGUGAAGCUGGACCAGAACCUGGAGCUGCAGCUGUUCUACCGCGACUGCGAGCAGGCCGAGGGCUGGAUGGCGGCACGCGAGGCGUUCCUGGCGCCGCAAGACGCGCCCACGCAAUCCGACCAGCCCGACGCACAGCAGCCUGAUAACGUCGAGCAACUCAUUAAGAAGCACGAGGACUUUGACAAGGCGAUCAACGCGCACGAGGAAAAAAUCGCGCAACUACAAACGCUGGCCGACCAGCUGAUCGCGUCCGAGCACUACGCCGCCGCGCCCAUCGACGACAAGCGCCGCCAGGUGCUCGACCGCUGGCGCCACCUCAAGGACGCGCUCAUCGAGAAGCGCUCCAGGUUGGGAGAUGAACAAACUCUGCAACAAUUCUCACGUGACGCCGAUGAAAUGGAAAACUGGAUCGCGGAGAAACUGCAGCUCGCUACCGAAGAGAGCUACAAGGACCCGGCCAACAUCCAGUCCAAGCACCAGAAGCACCAGGCCUUCGAGGCUGAGCUGGCCGCCAACGCCGAGCGCAUCCAGUCCGUGCUGGCCAUGGGCGGCAACCUCGUCACGCGCGGCCAGUGCAGCGGCAGCGAGAGCGCCGUGCAGGCUCGCCUGGCGUCCAUCGCGGACCAGUGGGAGUUCCUGACGCAGAAGACGACGGAGAAGUCGCUGAAGCUGAAGGAGGCCAACAAGCAGCGCACCUACAUCGCCGCCGUCAAGGACCUCGACUUCUGGCUCGGAGAGGUUGAAAGCUUAUUGACAUCGGAAGACUCCGGCAAGGAUUUGGCAUCAGUUCAGAAUCUCAUGAAGAAACACCAACUGGUUGAGGCUGACAUUCAGGCUCAUGAGGAUAGAAUCCAAGACAUGAACGCGCAAGCGGACGCUCUGGUCUCAAGCGGUCAGUUCGACAGCGCGGGCAUCGGCGCGCGGCGCUCGGCCAUCAACGAGCGCUUCGAGCGCGUGCGCAGCCUGGCCGCGCACCGCCGCGCGCGUCUGCACGAGGCAAACACGCUGCACCAGUUCUUUAGAGACAUUGCUGACGAGGAGUCCUGGAUCAAGGAAAAGAAACUUCUGGUCGCAUCAGACGACUACGGCCGUGACCUGACCGGCGUUCAGAACCUGCUCAAGAAGCACAAGCGCCUCGAGGCCGAGUUGGCCAGCCACGAGCCCGCCAUCCAGGGCGUGCAGGAGGCCGGCGAAAAGCUCAUGGACGUGUCCAACCUCGGCGUGCCUGAGAUCGAGCAGCGGCUCAAGGCGCUGGCCUUAGCCUGGGACGAGCUGCAAGCCUUGGCUACAGAGAGAGGCGCCAAGCUGCAGCAGUCGCUGGCCUACCAGCAGUUUCUGGCCAAGCUGGACGAGGAGGAAGCCUGGAUCAGCGAGAAGCAGCAGCUGGUGGUGGCGAGCGAGUGCGGCGACAGCAUGGCGGCCGUGCAGGGCCUGCUGAAGAAGCACGAGGCCCUCGAGGCCGAGCUGGCCGGGCGCGGCGAGCGCGUGGCCGAGCUGGCCGCCGACGCCGAGCGCCUGCUGGCCGCCGGCAACCUGCACUCCGAGGCGCUGCAGCACCGCAUGCACGGCCUGCAGGCUAAACUGGAGAAACUCACCGGCCUCGCAGCACGUCGCAAGGCGGCGUUAGUAGACAACUCGGCCUACCUGCAACUCCUCUGGAAGGCGGACGUGGUGGAGUCGUGGAUCGCGGACAAGGAGACGCACGUGCGCUCCGACGAGUUCGGCCGCGACCUGUCCACCGUGCAGACGCUGCUCACCAAGCAGGACACCUUCGAUGCGGGUCUCGCAGCCUUCGAGCACGAGGGCAUCCAGAACAUCACGGCGCUCAAGGAGCAGCUGGUAGAGGCGCGUCACGGCGAGACGGCGGCCAUAGUGAAGCGGCACGGUGACGUCAUCGCGCGCUGGCAGCGGCUGCUGGCCGACUCGGCCGCGCGCAAGCAGCGUCUGCUGCAGCUGCAGGACCAGUUCCGCCAGAUCGAGGAGCUCUACCUCACCUUCGCCAAGAAGGCGUCGGCGUUCAACUCGUGGUUCGAGAACGCGGAGGAGGACCUGACGGACCCGGUGCGCUGCAACUCCAUCGAGGAGAUCCGCGCGCUCAAAGACGCGCACGCACAAUUCCAGGCGUCGCUAUCAUCAGCGCAAAGCGACUUCGAGGCGCUUGCAGCGCUGGACGCGCAGAUCAAGUCGUUCAACGUGGGCGCCAACCCCUACACCUGGUUCACCAUGGAAGCGCUCGAGGAAACCUGGCGCAACCUGCGCAAGAUCAUCGCCGAGCGCGACGUAGAAUUGACAAAGGAAGCGCAGCGGCAGGAUGAGAACGACAAGCUUCGUAAGGAGUUCGCCAAGCACGCCAACGCCUUCCACCAGUGGCUCACAGAGACCCGCACAUCCAUGAUGGAAGGCACGGGGUCGCUGGAAGCACAGCUGGCCACGCUUCGCACGCGCGCGCAAGAGGUGCGCGCGCGCCGCGCCGACCUGCGCCGUCUCGAAGAACUCGGAGCGGCGCUGGAGGAGCACCUGAUCCUGGACAACCGCUACACGGAGCACAGCACGGUGGGCCUGGCCCAGCAGUGGGACCAGCUCGACCAGCUGUCCAUGCGCAUGCAGCACAACCUCGAGCAGCAGAUACAGGCCAGGAACCACUCGGGUGUGAGCGAGGACGCGCUGAAGGAGUUCUCGAUGAUGUUCAAGCACUUCGACAAGGACCGCUCGGGGCGCCUCAACCACCACGAGUUCAAGUCGUGCCUCCGCGCGCUCGGCUACGACCUGCCCAUGGUCGAGGAGGGCCAGCCAGACCCCGAGUUCGAGGCUAUACUCAACGUGGUUGACCCGAACCGCGACGGUCAGGUGUCGCUGCAGGAGUACAUGGCGUUCAUGAUCAGCAAGGAGACGGAGAACGUGCACUCCUCCGAGGAGAUCGAGAACGCCUUCCGCGCCAUCACCGCGCACCAGGACCGCGCCUACGUCACCAAGGACGAGCUCUAUGCGAACCUCACGAAAGAGAUGGCGGACUACUGCGUGGCGCGCAUGAAGCCCUACGUGGAGCCCAAGACGGAGCGCCCCAUCCCCAACGCGCUCGACUACAUCGACUUCACGCGCACGCUCUUCCAGAACUAAAGC